This is a messenger RNA of Chiloscyllium plagiosum (whitespotted bambooshark), 2915 nucleotides long. RefSeq names its product synaptophysin-like protein 2. Gene Ontology annotation, cellular component: synaptic vesicle membrane; synaptic vesicle. NCBI's taxonomy places the organism in Eukaryota, Metazoa, Chordata, Chondrichthyes, Orectolobiformes, Hemiscylliidae. The record is from RefSeq and is a predicted model, not a curated record.
UUUUUUGCUCUGCACUUUGAGCGUUUGAUAUUUCUAGUUUCGAACCGGCUUGACUUUGAGGUGUGGAGUGUGAGUGUAAGUGGAGGUUACUGACAUCCUGCUUGGCCAGCCCCUGGUCACAUGCUGCUGUUUGUCAGUGUUAGGAAACUGCUUCCCCGCUUCAAAUCAGCCCCUGCAUGUUUCCCUGAACCACUGUGACCUUCCCAGUACCCAGCAGAAAGGAAACCACUUUGACACAGCCAGACAGAAUGGAAGCGGCUUCGUUUCAGAAGUUCCCUGCAUUUAAACUUGAUAUCAGUCCUCUGAAAGAGCCGCUGGGAUUUAUCAAAGUGUUGCAGUGGAUUUUUGCUAUAUUUGCCUUUGCCACCUGUGGAGGUUAUGCGGGGACAAGUGUGGCUUCUGUUAAGUGUCAAGAUGGCAAGAAAGACUUGAUUUCAGUCCAUUUUAGUUAUCCUUUCAGGUUAAACCAGAUUUCUUACAAAGCACUGACCUGUAAGAAUGAUACCGUUCAUGAAACCCUGAAUCUCCUUGGAGAUUUUUCCUCACCGCCAGAAUUCUUUGUUACAAUUGGAGUGUUUACUUUCCUGUACUGUACAGCUGCUCUGGUCAUCUAUGUGGGAUAUCAGAGUCUUUAUCAACAGAACAAGUAUCUACCAAUAGCUGACUUUGUAGUGACUGCACUUUUUGCUUUCCUGUGGUUGGUCUCAUCCUCGGCUUGGGCACAAGGUCUGUCUGAUGUUAAGAAUGCAACAAAACCGACUGCUAUCAUCCAUCCUAUCAGUGCGUGUCAGGGGAAAACUGUUGUGUGUACGCCAGGAGCUGUGCCCCCCAUGGGGCGUCUCAAUGCAUCAGUGAUAUUCGGUUUCAUGAACUUCAUCCUGUGGUCAGGGAACAGCUGGUUUGCAUUUAAGGAAACCGCUUGGCACAAAGCCAGUAACCCGCAGGACAUUGCUGAACAGGGCACCAACGUGGAACGCUAAUGUUAUACCCCCCCUCCCGUUUAUCCAAUAUUUCUCCUCCCCCCCCCCCCCCCCCCUCCACACCCUGCCUUCCGUACCACUCUCUCUCCCCACUUAUCUCACUGUAAUUGUACAGAUUCCACACUCCUGGGACUGUUGCUCCCUUCUCCAAACACCCCCACUACUGGGUACCUCCACUCCUCCUGUUAAUAAUGACCAAUCCUCCUCCAUUCUCCCCCACCCCAGCUGCUGUGUCUGUUGAUCCUGAUCUAUUGCUGAUCCCCCAGGAUAGAGUAAGGGAGAAUACUCUCCCUCCAAUGGUAUAACUUGAUGGAAAUGUCCAAUCAUUUGGUCCCAUCAGAUUGUCACAUCUGCCACUCUCCGAAUCGGAGCUGGCCCUUGGGGCACAGUGACCAUGUGGAGAUUGGAGGACACUGUGGAAGUCACCUCAUGACUGGUGGAGAGGUGGGGAUGGGUUACUGGGAAGGAGUCAGCACAAACCCAGUGAUGACAAAUGCUACUUCCUCACUCCACACCUUCACCAGCAACACUGACAUAUUACCUUUUGCUUCUCAUGUUCAAACGAUUUCCAAAUGUUCAUCUUGUGUUCACUGUGACCUUGCAUCCUCUGAUGGGUUUUAACUUGGGCUAGUGUCUGAAGGACAAUGUGGCUAUCUCCACACCUCAACCCCUCCCACCCCAACCCAUUACUCAAACUAUGGAAAUUGUGACAGUCCAUUGGCAAGAUGUGAAAGUUGGUGGGAGGGGAGGGAGACUUGUACUGUGGGGUGGGGUGGGGGGGAAAUGGAUAGCCUGUGAGAGCAGCAGUCUCCCUCUUUCAGAGGAGGAGUAUGGCUCUUAAAACUCAGUCUUAACCCCCCCAUCCCCUCCCCAGCCACUGCCUCAGGUUUCAGAUUCUGGCCCCCAGUGGGGCCCUGUCACUUUUUGGGGAGCCAUGAAUUAGAGUGAAAUCUUCUGCCAAUCUAUGGUAUGUUAGACAUUUCCGAUUCCAAACCCUGCUUUUCUGAUUUGCUUCCUGCCGGAAUGCAGUUGUACCAUGAGUGGCUUCUGCCUGUGUUUCCUGGCCCACAUGGCUACAGCUUCCUCUGAACCAUGUCGUUGUUCAGUAAAGUGGUGAAAGUGAAAGGCGUUCUUUCCUUUGAGUAAAACCCUCCCCUCCUGACUCCUGGUUCCUGUACGGAUUCAGCAGCUGGUUUUUCUUUAUGUUCAAGGGAAGAUUUUGUUUAUCCAAUGCAGAAAAACUCUUUGGAAGGCGAAGGCUGUGGAUGCACAGGUUGGGGGCUGACUUUGUGAGGGGCUCUGUUUCACAAUGCUCUGGUAGCAUCCAACCUUCACUUUGUCCACUUUGAGCUCCUCUAUCUGCUGUGCUGACCAGGGAGAGCUCAGCUAACAGCUCUAAAGACACGCCUUCCUUUCAGCAGGUGAAUCUUUUGGGGGUGGGGGUGUGCAUAUGGGUCAUGAGUACCUGCCUGGGGGUGCAAUUUGACCUGAGUUCAGAUAUGCCAUUAAGGAGGCAAUUAAGUUCAGCCCUGAGGGUGGGGAAAUGGGGCUAUCAAGGCAGGGUCUAGCACCCACUGGGUGAGGGUACACUUGAAUAAUGUGGUUUAUUUGCACAUGCUUGAGACCCAGUUAGCUGCUUGCUUCAUCAUUCACUCCAAACACUGGCUUUGGAAUCUGAACGUUUCCUGUUUUGAGCAGGGAGCUGGUUUACACAACAUUGAGACUUUUUUUUUUGAAAAGAUGAUUCCAAAUUGUGAGCAGGGAGAGAGUGAGAGAGCCACACCCUUUGUAACAAGCGGUGAGCUUGUGUCAUCAGUUAAGGAUCAGUAAAGAACUUCCUGCAAUGUUGAUAGACUGUGACUUUAAACAUAUGAUGAAAAUUUAAUCCUGUGAUGGCUUGAAUUUUUUGAGUGAAAAUAAAGCCAUUUAGUGUCA